Messenger RNA from Boeremia exigua, 1582 nucleotides. RefSeq lists its product as uncharacterized. Bases 147 to 1466 code for a protein of 439 amino acids. The transcript is spliced from 2 exons. The record is from RefSeq and is a predicted model, not a curated record. Lineage: Eukaryota; Fungi; Ascomycota; Dothideomycetes; Pleosporales; Didymellaceae.
GCCAGUUGUGCAACAAGCAACACGUGUAUUGGGAGCCCCCAGACUAGCUGAACGUCGUACGCAAAUUUCCCGCUGCUGUAGUGUUCAACAAGGCCGUUGUUCUGAUCCGUUCUGAGAGACUGUCGUUGAAGCACCAUUUUCCCAUCAUGAAGUCGCAAGUUCUGUCCACUCCUUUGACUUCGGUCUUCUCCACAACAAAUUCUCUGUCGUCAGAUCGAAUUGCAUCGCAAGACUACCUUAUCGGCCUUCGCGGCCUUCUGGUCCUGCAGUCUUUUCUCUUCGUCUUUUUCCAAGUCUUCCUCCCAACCGCAGUCCCAGACUCCAAGAACAAAGAUGGGCCACUGUACCAAAUCAUCCUCCGCAAAUCCUUCUCAGUCAUCUUCUGCAACGAAUCUCUGAUCUACUCAUGGAUCAUCUUCCUCUCUGCCCGCACAAUCGCCCUGCCGUACCUGGGCAACACAACACGCGAGGUUUGCGCAUCCAGCGUCUUCCGUCGUAGCAUUCGCUUGUGGCUCCCGACCUUCGUGGCUUUCUCGAUCUCAGUCGCGGCCUUCACUGCUGCUGACACCGCGUACAUCACCGAUUUCCUCACUCAGACGGGUAAUGUCUCCACUCAGACACCCAUGCACAUGCGCAACUUCUUGGUGUACUUCAAUUCGCUGUUCGACAUCUUCUGGAUCAACAAGCAGUACAACACCCAGGCUGCGAGCAGCGCGUUCCCGUCGGGUACGAUGUGGAUUGUGUCUGCACUAUUCCAGCAGAGUUACACGGUGUACAUGACCAUGGUUGUUGUGCCGUAUACACGAGCGUCCUGGCGCACCAAAGCGCUAGCCGUAUUCAUCCUGUCAGCGUUCUGGGUUCAGAGCUGGGCGUGGUACAGUGUAACGGGACUCCUGAUUACUGACGCUGUGCUCAACAUGGAUCUACAAGUCAAGUCGCGGACCGGGAUCAAAAUGGGAAAGUUCAGUGUGCCGAUGUGGCCAUUGUACGCAGCAUUCGUGUUGACGGGGAUUGUUUUGCAGUUCCUGUUCAUCGCCUGGAAGCCGAGUAUGCGCAAUAACGAGCACCAUGGCCACACCAGUCUAUACACAGAGGGCUUGAACAAUGAGAAGCAGGAUCUAGACCAGCCAUUACCUCGCGUCGACAAUUACCUGUUCAUGCUUGGAGUCAUGCUCCUGAUUGAGACCUAUGAUUUACCGCAGAGGGUACUCCGGAAUAGCGUGCUAACGACGCUUGGAAGGAGGAGCUUCAGCGUAUUCCUUGUCCAGCCCAUUAUCAUUUACACCGUUGGGAUCAAGUUGUGGAUGCACAUGGAUCAGUCUGGAGCGGCCAGCACAGUUAGCACGUUGGCGAGCUUUGUUGUUUGUGCGUCUGUGGUCGCGAUCGGGUCGGAAAUCUUCUAUCGUGCCGUGGACCUACCAAGUAUCGCUGCGGCGAAGUCGUUCUGGUCAUUUAUGAUCAACUAAGGUUCCAUGCGAGAGUCUAGACUUUGAGCAAAACUUCGCCGCUCCAGUUCCCAUAUAAUAUAGUACAGCAUCCCUGGUCGGUGCCCAGGCCUUCUGAGUUUUCAAUAAAAGAACAU